Gorilla gorilla gorilla (western lowland gorilla) is the source of this 7157-nucleotide messenger RNA. RefSeq names its product mitoguardin 1 (gene MIGA1). The record is from RefSeq and is a predicted model, not a curated record. Lineage: Eukaryota; Metazoa; Chordata; Mammalia; Primates; Hominidae. The transcript is spliced from 16 exons. Gene Ontology annotation, biological process: mitochondrial fusion. The coding region runs from base 865 to 2667 and encodes 600 amino acids.
GGGUGAAUUACUCAAUACGUUUUUUAAAUGCAGUAGCAUAGAUUGCUUAAUGAUCCAGAAUCUAAUUAGUAAAAAUGUUUCUCAAAAUAAAAUGUGUUAAUAUUUAGGGAGGGGGAAGAAUAAAUGAGCUUCCCCCCACUUCCUUUUUACUGUAGUAAUAUUAAAAAAGUGAUACAUGUAGGCAGGUUUUUAAAAAUCAAGUAUUACAAACAGACUUAUAAGGAAAAGCAGUCAUUCUUUGCCCAGCUUCUCUAUAUCCCUUGUCUUAUUCUCCAGAGGACCAUUUUUCACUUUCUUAACUGUUCAUGGUUUCCUCUGUACUUUUUAAUCAUAUGUCUCUAUCACAGGUUGUUGACUGAAAUAAAUGUAUGUCAAUUAGAACUAACUAUACUGAGUCUAAAAGUUGUACUUAGAAUACUGGUAGGGGGGAUUAAGUUUAUACUGCUGUAUCCCUAGUAAGGAUUAAGGGAAGCAUCAGUAGUAGUAACCCAUCCUAAGAGGUAUCGCUGUGUUUGAUUUUAAAGGAAACCACUACUUAAUCAGUGGUUUUGACACUUGUCUGAAAACAGGUGGGUAUUAACAGAAGGGGAUAGUCUAUUGGAGUAUAGAAAAAGAGAACAUAGAGAUGUAUGCAGAAAUGAAGGGCCUAAAAAAGUGUAGCAAAUAAUUUUUUUUCUUUUUUUGGUGUAGGCAGGGUUUCACCAUGUUUCCCAGGCUGGUCUCGAACUCCUGGGCUCAUGGACUCAAGCAAUCCACCCAUCUCGGCCUCCCAAAGUCACUCCCAAAGUGCUCAGGCAUGAGCCACUCACUGUGCCCAGCUGCAAAUAAACUUUUAUAGAGGGAUUGCUGAUUAGAAGAGGAGCCAUGUCAGAAGAAACAGUAAGUGAAUCACAGUUUUCCUUGAAGACAGCAGCGCUAAGAGUGUUUCAUCUUCCUCUGACUUGGUACUAUUCUCUCUCCCAGAUCAAAUUUUCUCCGGUGGCUAAAAAGUUGUUUGUGAUAACUGCAGUGAGUGCUAUAUCUGUAAUUUUUCUGGCCCAUCACUUUAAAAGAAAACGUGGAAAGAAGAAAGGAAAAAUAUUACCAUGGGAACCAGAGCACCUCAUACUUGAAUACACUAAAAGAGCAGCAUCAGACAAAGGUUCAAGUUGUUCCAGUAGCAGACAGAAUUUGACAUUAUCUUUAAGUUCUACCAAAGACAAAGGAUCUCAAGUUUAUAACUAUGCUAAUGGAGGACUUUUCAGUAAAUAUUCAGGUUCUGCACAGAGUUUGGCCUCUGUCCAGAGUGUCAAUUCUUGUCAUAGCUGCGCUUGUGGCAAUUCUAAUUCCUGGGACAAAGCAGAUGAAGAUGAUAUUAAACUUGUUAAUAUUCCUGUGACUACCCCAGAGAACUUAUACUUAAUGGGUAUGGAAUUGUUUGAAGAGGCAUUGCGUCGAUGGGAACAAGCUCUGACCUUUCGCAAUAGACAGGCUGAAGAUGAAGCCUGUGGUUCCAUUAAACUGGGUGCAGGAGAUGCCAUUGCUGAAGAAAAUGUAGAUGAUAUUAUUAGUACUGAAUUUAUCCAUAAACUCGAAGCUCUGCUGCAAAGAGCCUAUCGUCUCCAAGAGGAGUUUGAAGCUACCCUUGGGGCAUCUGAUCCUAAUUCCCUUGCUGAUGAUAUUGAUAAAGAUACAGAUAUCACCAUGAAGGGUAAUGUGGAAGACUUUGGCCUGCGAGACACCUUGAGCGUCGCAUCCACGGAUUCCUUUGCUUCCGCAGCAGAGCUUGCAGAACACAGAGAAGUACGGCAUACCUACAGCCUGGAGUCCCUUUGUCACUGCCCAUUUUACGAGGAAGCCAUGCAUUUAGUUGAAGAAGGAAAAAUUUACUCCAGAGUACUGAGAACUGAAAUGUUGGAGUGCCUAGGAGACAGUGAUUUUCUUGCCAAACUUCACUGUAUUCGACAGGCUUUUCAGGUAAUUCUUUCAGAAUCAGCUAACAGGAUAUUCCUCGCUGAGAGUGGAAGGAAAAUUUUAUCAGCUUUAAUCGUGAAAGCACGAAAGAAUCCAAAGAAGUUUGAAGAUGUUUUUGAUGAAAUGAUCUAUUUUUUAGAGCAGACCGAUCACUGGGGUAGUACUGAAAUGGAACUUGCUGCUAGAGGGGUGAAAAAUCUAAAUUUUUAUGAUGUUGUUCUGGAUUUUAUAUUAAUGGAUUCCUUUGAAGAUUUGGAAAACCCACCCACAUCCAUACAGAAUGUAGUAAAUAAUCGAUGGCUAAACUCAUCCUUCAAAGAAACAGCUGUGGCUUCAAGUUGUUGGUCGGUGCUGAAACAGAAAAGACAACAGAUGAAGAUCCCAGAUGGAUUUUUUGCCCAUUUUUAUGCCAUUUGUGAACACAUCAGUCCUGUCCUAGCCUGGGGCUUUUUGGGUCCUAGAAAUUCUCUGUAUGAUUUAUGUUGCUUUUUUAAGAAUCAAGUUCUUUUAUUUCUCAAAGACAUUUUUGACUUUGAGAAGGUGCGCUAUUCAAGUACAGAGACUUUAGCUGAAGACCUCAUGCAGUUACUCAUUCGCCGCACUGAGCUUUUAAUGGCCUAUCUUGAAGCAGAUGCCCUGAGGCAUACAAGUAGUUGUCUAAGCAGUCAUGGUCAUGUUAUGUCCACUGGGCUACUGGAAGCCAAAGUACAAUAAGUACCAUAAGAAUCAUACAAUUUGAGUGUGCUAUGAAAUAUUUUAAGGUAACUAUUGAUUUUGUAACAUAUAUUACAAAAUUAACAGAAUUGGUGCAUGUGGAUUCAGGGAGGAAAAAAAAAAUCUACUAAAAAAUGAGCAACUGUACUGUAUUUAUACAGAAGUUCUGUCAUUGAAUUCCUGUGUAGUGUAGUCAUAGUGGCUUUUUGCAUUCAUUAGGUAAUAAUUGAAGUUGUGAAAUGUAUAUUUUACAGAAAUAUUGCUUGAAUUGAAGCCAAUAUUUGGGAGUUAAUUGGUUUGUCUUCUUGAAGCUGUCAUUCUCAAAAGCUCUGUUUUUAUGCUUUGCACCUUUAAAAUGUACACUUUAGCCAAGGUCUUUGUGGCCCACACAUGCAAGAAUAUAUUACUUCUAAUGUCAAUAUAUUUAACUUUGCCUAGAAACAUAUUUUUAAUUAUAAAGUUAUUCAUUUGUUUAAUCAAGUUUAGGCAGUAAUGAUGUUUAAUAUGUACUGCAUAGAUUAUUGCUUGUGCAUUUGCUUAUGUAUUUGAAUCAAAGAAAUUGUAAUCACUGAAUAUUGUUAUAGAACAUUUAAAUGGGCCACUUGCAGUGGCUCAUGCCUGUAAUACAUUGGGAGGCUGAGGCAGGAGGACAGUUUGAGGCCAGGAGGUUGAGACUAGCCUGGACAACAUAAGGAGAUGCCUGUCUCUACAAAAACAUAAAAAUAAAUUAGUUGGUAUCAAGCAGAGUUCCAUGGAAAUAUUAAAAUUUUUUUAAAAAAUAAAAAUAGGCUGGGUGUGGUAGUUCAUGCCUGUAGUCCUAGCACUUUGGGAGGCCAAGGUGGGCAGAUCACCUGAGGUCAGGUGUUCGAGACCAGCCUCACCAAUAUGGUGAAACCCCAUCUCUACUAAAAAUACAAAAAUUAGCCAGGUGUGGUGGCGGGCGCCUGUAGUCCCAGCUACUCAGGAGGCUGAGACAGGAGUAUUGCUUGAACCCAGGAAGUGGAGGUUGCAGUGAGCCGAGAUCGCACCACUGCACUCCAGCCUGGGCAACAAAGUGAGACUCCGUCUCAAAAAAUAAAUUAAUUAAAUUAAAUUAAUUAGUUGGGUGUGGUGGCAUGUGUCUGUGGUCCCAGCUACUUGGGAGGCUGAGGUGGGAGGAUCACUUGAGUCCAGAAGGUCAAGGCUGUCAUGAGCCGUGAUUGCAUCACUGCACUCCAGCCUGGGCGACAGAGCAAGACCCUAUCUCAGAAGUGAAUAAAUAAAACAAAUAAAGCACUUAAAUGAAUUGACAUUGAGAAAUUUACAAUUUACAAAUUUAUAUUAACUGUAGUUUCCAAAAUAUGUUACUGUUGGUCCUGUAAGUUACAGAGACUGAAGAACUUUCUUUUUAUACAUUAGAGCAUUUUCCCCUGGAAUGAGUAUUGAUUAAAAAGAUAACAUUUAUUAAUUAAUAAAGGCAAUUUAAAAUUUAGUGUUAUUUGAAGACUGUCAACAUCUGAAGGUAUGAAACUUGGUACAGUGAAAUAAUUUCUCCUUUCUCCUUCCUUUUAGUUAUUCCCACAGAAAACUCAGCCCAGUGGGAAUUUGUCAUAUUAUGCCCAUGUUUUUAAAAUAUUCAUAUUUUGAAUCUUAUUGACAUUUUAAAGAAGGGUUUUUUCCUCCCUUGAAUGUAAAACAAAAAUAUUUUUAAUGAUGUGGAAGUAUAUAUUUCAUGUUCAUUAUGAUAAAUCUACGAACAAAUGAAUUGUUUUUAUGGGUGGAGUUCUUCUAUAAGAGUAUAUUAAAUGCUUUCAGAGUUGUAUUAAUUUUUUUCUAAAUAAUAUACCACUUAUUUGGAGUGGCUAACUCAGUAUGUAAGUAGAUUAGAUUUGUUGAUUUUGCCCCUAAAACGGGCUUUAGUCAUUUUAGGAGUGAGUUGCACAAAAGGACCUAAAAUGCAUUGUUUUUUGCCUUCUUUUAAGAGAUGGGGUCUCGCUCUAUUGCCCAGGCUGAAGUGCAGUGUGCUAUCAUACAUAGCUCACUGCAGUCUCCAACUCCUCAUACCAGAGGCAUGUGUCACCAUGUCUUACUCCUAAAAUGCAUUUUUAAAAAGCGAAUUUUUAGAUUAAAGUGCCUACUUUCUGAUUAAUAAAUAGAAGAUGAAAAAAGUGGGCAGGAAAAGCAUAAUCUUUUAAGAUUUGUAAUUUUCUGUAUGUGCCACAUUUAUGUAAAUUAACUAUAAAAUAUGGAAUUCAGGAUCAUGCUGUUUUGCAUGUACUUUAUAGGUUAUAUAGCAUGAAACAUACAAAUUAUCACUGUUCUUUAGUAUAUAGCUCCUUGCCUUUUCUUACAUAGAUGCUUAAUUUAACAAUUACCUAUUUAUAAUUCUUAUUAUUGACGGGAAUAUGAUUAGAAGUACCAAAACUAAAAAUUCCAUUAUGUACUGUUUACUUUUUAUUUAAUAUUACAUGUUUUUACCUUGUUGCGAUAUCUUUGGUCUUGAAUGAUAUACACACAUAUGUGUGCAUGCACAUGCAUUUCAUUACCAUGUAGAUAAGACAGUUAUUGCUUAUAUUAAUUUACCCAUUUGAGGGCUAAGCGUUUUAAGCUGUGGUUUUAUAAGCAAAGCUGUAAGUAAAUAUAAUUUAUUUUAGAAAGAUAUUAUUUGAAAUCAAUUUUGAAGAAUUGCACUAUUUGAUAAUGCUGCUACUACAUGAGAUAACUCUGGGGAGUUAAUUUUAUGAGAUAAGAUGAAUGGCUUUCUAGAAGGUGUUGCUUUUGGUUUUGUUUUUCUUUUUCUUUUUUACAUUUCAUCUUAGAAAAAGUUGCUUAUAUUCAGCAGGUUGGUUUGUCAAAUUCAGUGUUUGAGUUUGUUUCUGGUCGGUUCAGUAGCUGCUACUUUAGCAAGAUGUGGCCUUUCACAAAAGAGGUAAGAGUGACCAAAUAGAAUUUUAGGACAAUAAGUAUAGGAAAAAUCUCUUUAUUGUAAGAGAAGAAACUUGAACUUUUUAAAGGAAAUGUCCUCUUGAAAAGAACAUCUCUGACUGCAUGCAGAAAGGUACUUAAGACAUAUAUAAUAGGCCAGGAUUACAGUGGCUCACGCCUGUAAUCCCAGCACUUUGGGAGGCCCAGGUGGGCAGAUAACCUGAGGUCAGCAGUUUGAGACCAGCCUGACCAACAUGGUGAAACCCUGUCUCUACUAAAAAUACAAAAAUUAGCCAGGCAUGGUGGCGCAUGCCUGUAAUCCCAGCUACUCGAGAGGCUGAAGCAGGAGAAUCGCUUGAACCCGGGAGGCGGAGGUUGCAGUUAGCCGAGAUCGUGCCAUUGCACUCCAGCCUGGGCAACAAGAGUGAAACUCCGUCUCAAAAAAAAAAAAAAAAAAAAAAAAAAGACAUAUGUAACGGUUUCCAUUUGCCUUAAAAUUGGGUUAAAUAGCAAAAGCAAUGUUUUUAAAAAUGAUUAGUUUAGAGCCUUUUAGGGUAAACCCUGUUUAAACACUUAAUCAUGGAAUUGCUCUUGCCACCAUGAGCUCUACCAUCCACUUCCAUAUGUAAAUUAUAAGAGGGACUUCCAUUAAGUCAGUCCUGAGAAAAUAUCCUUUUUUCUAGAAGAAAGAAGAUAAAUUUUGAGGCAAUUUACAUUUGGUAUUUCUUUUAAUUUCAUUUUUUGUAUUUUGAUUUCUCUACAUUUUUGUUCAACUAAAAGAGUGCUUAUUUCUUCUUGAAGGUUAACAUUAUGUUUAUUAAGUAUCAAAAUGGAAUUACCUUUUAAAAAAGAAGACAAGUUUUCCAUACUGUCACAGUAAGCUCCAAAGAACUGUGUCUUUCUCAUAAAGUAAUAUUCUUUAUUUGCAUCCAUUUACUAUGAUUCCGUUAAUUUGUUGAAUUAAAUGCCUUUAUAAAAAUAUUUACAAAUGUUUUCUUGCCUUAAAAUGUAACAUUUUCUACUUAAAUUUAAUUUCCAAGAGAGUGAUUAUUUGCAUUACAAAGGAAUUCUUAAUAAUUCCUGUAAGCCUAGGAAAUAGGAAUGCCAAAGUAACAUUUAAUGUACUUCUCUAUAACUUUUCAUAAUCAGAAAUUUUAAAUUAUGUUUAUAUAACCCAUUUACUUUUAUUUUAAUGUGAAUAUAUAUUCAGAAAUUAUUUGAUGUAAAUUUCAAAAUGAUUAUAGGAAUUAAGCUGAAUUCUAAUUUUUUUUGCUUAGAUUAAGAAAUAUGUAUGUGAAAUUUAAGAAUUUAUAUAAUCUGUGAUCAGUGGAAAUAAGAACAUCCCUAGUUUGUUCCUAAUGAGUAUAUUACGUUAUUGUUUUGUUUAGUUUGUGAACAUUAUGUAUUAGCUUUACUUAGCUGAUAUCAGUAAAUGUUUCUGUCUCCUAAAUGUAAGGACUGUACUCAUUAAUUUGUGUAAAAGUAAAACACUACAGUAGCAGAAAAAAUUGCACUGGCUCUUUAGCGAAAAUAAGCACUGUAACAUGGAUGUAUUACUAUUACUGCCAAAUAAAAAAGUGAUGGUA